GCGUCUCUGCCAGCAUUCGCACGUUAUUCACGCCGGUUUGUUUAUGUUUACUUCCGUGCACCACGCGGUCCCUGCUGGAUGGUGUGCGUGCAAGCGCUUCCACGGGUUGGUGUGCGUGUCGUUCGCAGCGAGUGUCACAAUUUGACAAUUGCGUUGUCAAAAACGAUUUUUCUCGCUCGGUCGUUCCCAUUAGAAUUCUAGUUGGGAUAAUUUCAUUGUUUGCAAUCUGUUUGAAGAAAACUUUUCGGGGAAAAUGUAGUUUGAAACGGUGUGAUUACCGUGAAUCAAUUAUGGAUAGUGAUGUUUUAUGAUGGUGAAGUGAAUGACACGGAAAUAUUCCGGUGAAAUAAAUGUUGGGGCCAGCAUUACAAACUUCAUGGGAAAACAUAAUGGGACAAGAUGGUUCAAAGCUUUAUCGAGAUAAAUGGCAUGAACUAGGGUUUCGAUUGAUAAGAAAAUGAGCUGGAUUGCAGUUAUUAUCGAUUACAAGUGAAUUAGGGACAAUGCGGAACAAUUGAUUUUUCACGGUGUUCAGUUCGCCGAAUGAGUUGUUAAGCCGGAUAAAAUGUCGUGCCCAAAUUUAAUGGUGGCUAGACAGACUGUCGCCACCGAUGUGCUAUAGCUGAACGGAGGAGAUCAAAUCACAAGUGAAUGCUUUGCCUGAGCUAGAGCAGUGAAAAGAUUGGACAUCUUUGAAAUGGAAUCAGUGGCAGAUGCCGUCUCUGCCUCGAAUUCAUUAACAAACUCGGAAGAGACAACAAAUGAAGCAGAGGAAGAACUUGAAGGAGCAGUUGGUAGUUCGGAACCUGACAUAAAUGCAAGGCUGUCUAUCGCUUUAAAAACCACUGAUGAUGAAGAGGAUGAGCCACCUGAAUUAAAAAUUCAAGAUAAUCUCCCACCAACACCAUAUGAAGAAUGCUUGGAUCUGAAGAUUUUCGAAACUCUUGCCCAACAAGAAUCUCAGGCAGAAUUUCAGCAUGCAGAGGAUAAAAAUAAUGACACAACUAGUCUACGUUACAUAGAUGGUGAUGGUACAUCGCCUUAUCGAUCGACCGAAUCUUCGGUCAAGCCUUCGCCGGUGUGCUGUGCGGCAACUACUCCAACUUCCAAUAGCGGACAUCAUGGUGAUUCAUGUGGAUCAUCGAGCUCUUCAGCCCCGUGCUCUGGGGUACGUCGUAAGGCUAAAGUGGCUUCGACAUCGCUUGAAGAGCCCGUUGCCAAUGGCACGAAAAAGAAGGUUCGGCCAAAUGGAUCUCUUAAGUCAUCGCCCUCGCAGGAAUAUCUCCAAAUUUGGACAACUUCCUCCGGAGAUGUUCAAGCUGUUGAAGGAAUUCCAGUGCAGAAGCAAGUAACUAGUCCUACUAUUCAGGUGCAUCGUCCAUUGGAACGGUCUUGGCCUCCAAAGCAUCAGCGAAAGCAGCAGUUACAACAAGGAUCGGAAGAAUUUUCCUUCGAUAUCAUUGACACGGAUGAGCAAAGCAUUGCAGAAGCUUCCACGUCUGCUGUGGAGUUUGCCCCCGGGGAGUUCUUUGAUCAGAACCCAAAGCAGUUGCGACAUGAAAAAGUAGCUCGUGUGAUUAAGCAGCCUUUGGAAGGUAUAAACGAGGGUGCUCCCUUAGCGACACCCGAAACUGAUGGGAGCUUGUCGGAUAACACGCCAUUGAGAUUAGGAAGACUAGACAGGAAUGCAAAUCCAGAUAUAGAAACUGUAGCCGAAGUAGCUGAACCCAGUGCCAGUAGCAUAAAGCCCCUGUUGAGAAAGACUUGCAGAGCUGAAUACAGCUUUCCAGAUAUGGAUCAACAACCGUCUUGCUCUAAUGAAUCUACGACGAUCGAACUUGGUGCUGAACAGAACAUUAAGCCCCAUAGACCGUUGACGAGGACCCUGUCGAACGGAAGGAACAAACAUACCGUGAACGGUCCACUCUUAACUAGUGAUCUAAUUGUUGGAGAACCAAUCCGAGCAACUCAUGUCAUAUUUCCCAUCCAGAGCUUAUCGCCUUGCGCAAGAAGUCCCCCAUCCGGAUCGUCCACUCGUUCAGGAUCCCCUUUGGAGCAUUCACCAGAUCGAUCAUCUCCGGUCAUUAUGCAUCCAAAACCUAUCCGGCCACAACCUCGCCCAUUGACAAGAGUGGGCUGCUCUCGGAACGAUCUGAUAUGCCCUCCGACGCCAACGCAUCACGCCCGACGUCUUCGUGUUCUAUCUGAUAACUUUGGUCCACCUGAUUUGAGGCCACGCAACGUAUUUUCACCAGAGACGGUCAUGUCUCCUGAAAUGCGAUACAAUGAGCUAGUCGCUGUUACUGGGAACCGAGUCGAUCAACUACGAGUGGGCGAAGGACGUGAAGAUGAGAUUGAAACCGAUUCGCCGGUAAGGCAUUUGACAAGUACAAGACUUCCGUCCAUUCCGGAGCGUGCUCGAGGAGCCUUGGCAGAGCCCGAAGAACCUCUCCCACCGGCAUGGGAAGCUAGAAUGGAUAGCCACGGUAGAAUAUUCUACAUUGAUCAUGCCACGCGGACUACUUCCUGGCAAAGACCAGGAGCUCACGCCGGCAUCAAUGGUCCGGAACAGCAUCGCCAACAGCUUGAUCGCCGUUAUCAAUCCAUCAGAAGAACUAUCUACGAUCGGCGGGACGGUGGAAGCCGAAGUCCUCCAAGAUUUGGAUUUGAACCAAUUAAUCCACGUCAAGGAGCAUCAGCCAUUGCAGUUGCCAUCAACGCUGCUCAAAUCGAAAACCUUCAAUUCGAUCGUGCAGCUCACCCAGCGUUGCUGAUGAUCUGCCGUCCGGAUUUCUACUCCAUGCUACAUACCAACACGGAUGCCAUACAGAUCUACAACCGCAAUUCUGCACUAAAGCACAUGGUUUCACGGGUACGACGGGACCCAACUUGCUUCGCACGCUAUCAGCACAAUCGUGAUCUGGUGGCGCUAGUCAACUGCUUCGUUGCGCCAGAUAAAGAUCUACCGACCGGGUGGGAAACCAAGAUGGACCAGAGCGGCAAACAGUUCUUCAUCGAUCAUGCCAAUCGGCGAACGUCUUUCAUGGAUCCGCGAGUGCCUACAGACUGUCCGCGGGCUCGCCACAGACCCGAGCAGUUGAUCGCUGCCGCUGCAGUGGCUCCGGUGGACAUCGCGCCUAUCCCACCACCUCGACCACCGGCCCUGCCCCGACUGAGCAUCGGAUCACCGGAGAUUCCGGUUGCCUAUAAUGAUAAGGUAGUGGCAUUCCUGCGGCAACCGAACAUCUUGGAAAUACUACGCGAACGGCACGGUGCGGCAGCCUGCUCACGAAAUCUUCGCGAUAAAAUCAACUCCAUCCGGGUGGAAGGAACGGCGGCCUUGGAUCGACUCAGCCACGAUCUGCAGCUGACGAUCCUGCUCAGCCUAUUCGAGAACGAGAUUAUGAGCUACAUCCCCGUGGAGGCUCGCAGUCCGCAAGGUUCACCGAAUCUCAAUAGUUCCCGUGUGCCGCAACGUGCCCCUCCUCCCUUCCGGCGAGAUUUCGAAGCCAAGCUGCGGACCUUCUACCGGAAGUUGGAAUCGAAAGGAUUCGGCCAGGGGCCGCACAAGCUGAAAUUACACAUCCGCCGGUCCCACCUGCUGGAGGAUGCCUUCCGCCGGAUCAUGUCCGCCAACAAAAAAGACCUCCAACGGGGACGCUUGGCCGUGCUGUGGGACACCGAAGAAGGCCUGGACUACGGUGGUCCGUCUCGUGAAUUCUUCUUCCUGCUGUCCCGCGAGCUGUUCAACCCAUACUACGGUCUGUUCGAGUACUCAGCAAACGAUACCUACACGGUGCAGGUAUCGCCCCUGUCGGCCUUCGUGGACAACAGCCAUGAUUGGUUCCGCUUCAGCGGUCGUGUCCUGGGGUUGGCCCUCGUCCAUCAGUACCUUCUGGACGCCUUCUUCACCCGGCCGUUCUACAAAGCUCUGCUGCGGCUUCCGGUAGCGCUAAGUGAUCUGGAAUCUUUGGAUAAUGAAUUUCAUCAGUCGUUGCAGUGGAUCCGGGAUAACGACAUCGGAUCCGGAACGUCACUGGGGCUCACGUUCUGCGUCACGGAAGAGCUGCUGGGUAGGGUAGUGGAGCGGGAGCUCAAGCCGGGUGGUAAGAACAUCCCCGUCACGGAGAAGAACAAACGUGAGUAUUUGGAGCGGAUGGUGAAGUGGCGGCUGGAGCGUGGAGUCCAGGAGCAGACGGAAUCGCUGGUGCGUGGCUUCUAUGAAGUCGUCGAUCCACGUCUGGUGUCGGUAUUCGACGCGCGGGAACUGGAGCUGGUGAUUGCCGGAACGGCAGAAAUAGAUCUCAACGAUUGGCGGAUAAAUACGGAGUACCGCAGUGGUUACCACGAUGGGCACCAGGUGAUAGUGUGGUUCUGGCACGUGAUCGAAAAGUUCUCCAACGAGCAACGGUUACGGUUACUACAGUUUGUGACGGGAACGUCCAGCAUCCCGUACGAAGGAUUCGCAGCUCUUCGGGGCUCGACCGGCCCACGGCGGUUCUGCAUAGAGAAAUGGGGCAAACCGAACGCCCUUCCGCGAGCGCACACCUGCUUCAACCGUUUGGAUCUACCACCGUAUCCAACGCCGGAUAUCCUGUACGAAAAGCUCCUGCUAGCCGUAGAAGAAACCAAUACAUUCGGAAUUGAGUAGCUAACUGGAAACGGUGAACUCUGGCUCAGCCGGAGCGACGUGUUCUUGUACUAUCUGUUGCUGUUUCUGUUUUAUAGUGUAUUUAUUUUCUAUUUCUUCAAGAUUUUAAUCGUUCA
Messenger RNA from Aedes albopictus (Asian tiger mosquito), 4767 nucleotides. RefSeq names its product E3 ubiquitin-protein ligase HECW2. Gene Ontology annotation, cellular component: cytoplasm. Gene Ontology annotation, molecular function: ubiquitin protein ligase activity; protein binding. Bases 698 to 4651 code for a protein of 1317 amino acids. The transcript is spliced from 7 exons. Gene Ontology annotation, biological process: regulation of dendrite morphogenesis; protein polyubiquitination. NCBI's taxonomy places the organism in Eukaryota, Metazoa, Arthropoda, Insecta, Diptera, Culicidae. The record is from RefSeq and is a predicted model, not a curated record.